AUGGACUCACUACUUGAGGAACUUAAGGCCAAGCAGGAGCAGAGGAAGGAGGCUCUGACAGAGAAAAAGGAAGGGGAAGCAUCGCCGCAAGGCGACAUGGGGGUGCCCUCAGUGAAUCUGAGCUUCCCAAAUGUCCCGCUGGCAACUUUACCAAUGGCAGGCGACAUUGUUCGGCCCGCUGUUGCCGUCAGCACCAGCAUGGGUACUUCCGGAGGGAGCUCAUGGGGUGCUGGCGGUGCAAGUGCUGCUGCGGAUGAACUGGCCUCUUUAUUGUUUUUGCGCGAGUUGCCGCCCUCUGCAACAGAGGACGCAAUUUGUGCCCUCUUCUCCAGAUAUGGCACAGUCACGGCUGUUGAUAUUGUGCAAAGCAAAGAUGAUGGCCGCAUCCAGGGCUAUGUCAGUAUUGAUAGCCGAGAGAAUGCGCAGAGGGCAAAGGACGCCCUCCAGGAUCGAGAAAUGGAUGGAGUGCCUCUUUGGAUCGAAUGGUCAAAGAGCCCAUCACAGGGCGCUCACGUCGAACAUAGCCCGCAGAGCAAGGAGAGAAAGUCUCGUGUGGUCAUUGUGGAAAUCCCGGCAGACGCCAAGAAGAGACGCACUAUUGACAGACUUGCAAGGCCAGGCAUUUCAUUUACUGUGCUAUGCGUCUCAGUAGUUCUGCUUUUACAGGUUGUCUUCAAGCUGGACGAACCUGCCAGGUACGUAGCCCAGGAAGGCUUCAAUUUCGAGAAGCUCAUCAUGCAACGCGAGUCUCCCGAGGAAGCCUUGAGUCAUGAGCAAUAUUUAAAAUAUUUCAACAUUCAUUGCCUUUCAAAAGAAUAA
Messenger RNA from Durusdinium trenchii, 819 nucleotides. The record is from the annotation of a GenBank genome assembly. Lineage: Eukaryota; Dinophyceae; Suessiales; Symbiodiniaceae.